AUGCUUCAGCUGGCAACUGUCCUCAAGUCGAAGGACUUCUCCAUCACAGUUGCUCACGCACAUUUCAACAGUCUAGAUUACUCUGUUUUCCCCGAUUUCACCUUCUUAUGCAUACCUGACGGCUUGUCUGAAGAGGAGGUUCAAAACCCUGAUCUGAAAGCCAUUAUUCUAAGGCUUAAUGUCAACCGUGAGUCCAGCUUGAGGGAGUACCUAACUCGGAGCACAAAUCAUAUGGGGCCGGGUGACAAGAUUUGCUGUAUCAUCUAUGAUGCAGUAGUGUACUUCUUGGAAGCUGUUGCCCACGAUUUGAAGAUUCCUAGCAUUGCUUUACACUCAAGCAGUGCUGCUCCUACCAUAGUCCACCCGAUUCUUCUCCAGGUGAAGGCAUUCCGAUCCCAGGCUCUGGUGCCCCUGCAUCAGCUCCUCAGGUUCAAAGACCUACCACUCUCCAGUUUUGGAAGUUUGGACUAUUUCUUGGAGUUGGUAGUCUUGACCAGUAAUAUGAGGUCAUCUUUGGCCAUUAUAUUCAACACGAUUCACUGCCUUGAAGAGUCACCUCUGGCACAGCUUUACCAACAGUACCAAGUUCCAAUUUUUCCAAUAGGCCCUCCGCACAAACUCGCUCCUACCUCAGCUGUUAGCUUACUAAGAAAGUACUGGUUCAUGAGGCAGUGGGAGGGUUUUGGAGCCACUGUGGAUGGCACUCCACCCUGGAAAGUAUAUGUGAAGGAACCAUGUUUUGGCGAACAAAAGGUGAAUGCGAUGUACUUAACUCAUGAAUGGAGGGUUGGAUUAGAACUGGAGGGUGAGAUAGAGAGAGGGACAGUAGAAAGAGCUGUUAGAAAAUUGAUGAAGGAAAAGGAAGGUGAAGAGAUGAGGCAGAGGGUCUUGGAUUUGAAGCACAAGUGCGAUGUUAGUAUAGGUGAUGGCGGAUCUUCUUGCCAUUAUCUGAGCAAGCCGGUUGAGUUGUUGAGAUCAUUCUAG
This is a messenger RNA of Eucalyptus grandis, 984 nucleotides long. Its product is annotated as UDP-glycosyltransferase 76E4-like. The record is from RefSeq and is a predicted model, not a curated record. The transcript has 3 exons. The coding region runs from base 1 to 984 and encodes 327 amino acids. NCBI's taxonomy places the organism in Eukaryota, Viridiplantae, Streptophyta, Magnoliopsida, Myrtales, Myrtaceae.